AUGUCAUCAAUCACCAGAGUUCUCACUCCGGUGAUUAUAUUCAUACAGUGGCUGGUCUAUGCCGAAGUCUACCUCCCAAUUGAGGGUGGCUCUGUUGUGAUGGAAUUCGACGGUCAAAAACAGCGUUUGACAGUGGACACUGGCAGUCAGGUUUUGUUCGUUGUGUACAAGGAGUGUGAUAAGACUGAGGUUAUCUUCGUCAUGCAUGAGGGAACGAUAAAGCAUCGCCUGAUGAGGAACCCCAUGGCCUUGUCGGGUUGGGCCAGUCUUAUCACCCAGGUGCAGUUCAGUCAUUUGUCUUUCAACUCUACGAAGCUAGAAUAA
This is a messenger RNA of Perkinsus marinus ATCC 50983, 324 nucleotides long. RefSeq lists its product as hypothetical. The transcript is spliced from 3 exons. The record is from RefSeq and is a predicted model, not a curated record. Lineage: Eukaryota; Perkinsozoa; Perkinsida; Perkinsidae. The coding region runs from base 1 to 324 and encodes 107 amino acids.